AUGGCUGAUCAAGUAGUUAUCAUCAAGUGCCGCGUAUGGGGUGGUGAAACCGGUGUUACAUCCAAGCUUGCACCAAAGCUCGGUCCACUCGGUGUUCCAGCUCCAAAAGUUGCACAAGAGGUAGCUAAAGCCACAGAAAAGUUUAAGGGAUUCCGCGCAACAGUCAAGAUCACGGUCCAAAACCGUGAGUUCAAGGUUGACGUUGAGAACUCUACCUCCACUCUUUUGAUUGCAGCCCUGAACGAGCCACAUCGCGAUCGCAAGAAGACAAAAGCUGUUAAGCACAGUGGAAGUCUUUCUCUUGAUACAAUCAUUGACAUUGCUCGCACAAUGAGAGCAAAGUCAUGCGCUCGCAAGCUCGCAGGAACAGUCAAAGAGGUCCUCGGAACAGCGCAGGCGAUGGGUGCUCAUGUUGACGGAAUGGAUCCAAAGGAAGUUCAGAAGAAGAUCACUUCCGGCGAGAUUCCAAUCCCUGAGGCUUAA
Molecule: messenger RNA, 483 nt
Organism: Trichomonas vaginalis G3
Lineage: Eukaryota; Parabasalia; Trichomonadida; Trichomonadidae
Product: ribosomal large subunit assembly
Exons: 1
Coding region: 1-483 (160 amino acids)
Biological process (GO): translation
Cellular component (GO): cytosolic large ribosomal subunit; ribosome
Molecular function (GO): structural constituent of ribosome; large ribosomal subunit rRNA binding
Source: RefSeq, a predicted model, not a curated record